AUUUUCCUCUUCUGUUUUUUCCGAGUGCAUUCCAUCUUCCACGGCUAACCUCGCAGCUGCAGUCAAAGGAGGCAAAAGCAUCCUCUGUCAAACUGCUGUGACCAGUAUAGGUUACGCUACUCGAGAUUUUCAACCAACGUCUCAACAAAGCAUAUUUGAAGAACCACCAAGAUGACUGACUCAAAGUAUUUUACAACUAACAAAAAAGGUGAAAUCUUUGAAUUGAAGGCAGAACUGAACAAUGAGAAGAAAGAGAAGAGGAAAGAGGCUGUGAAGAAGGUUAUUGCGGCAAUGACUGUAGGAAAAGAUGUCAGCUCUCUUUUCCCAGAUGUGGUGAACUGCAUGCAGACUGAUAACCUGGAGUUGAAAAAGCUUGUGUACCUGUACCUGAUGAACUAUGCCAAGAGUCAGCCAGAUAUGGCCAUCAUGGCUGUCAACAGCUUUGUGAAGGACUGUGAGGACCCCAACCCUCUGAUCCGGGCUCUAGCUGUGCGCACCAUGGGCUGCAUCCGCGUGGACAAGAUCACCGAGUACCUGUGCGAGCCCCUCAGGAAGUGUCUGAAGGACGAGGACCCGUACGUGAGGAAGACUGCCGCCGUGUGCGUGGCCAAGCUCCACGACAUCAACGCACAGAUGGUGGAGGACCAGGGCUUCCUGGACUCCCUGAGGGACCUCAUCGCUGAUUCCAACCCCAUGGUGGUGGCCAAUGCCGUGGCAGCUCUGUCGGAGAUCAGCGAGUCCCACCCCAACAGCAACCUGCUGGACCUGAACCCUCAGAACAUCAACAAGCUCCUCACCGCUCUGAACGAGUGCACUGAGUGGGGCCAGAUCUUCAUCCUGGACUGCCUGUCCAACUACAACCCAAAAGAUGAGCGGGAGGCCCAGAGCAUCUGUGAGCGUGUCACCCCACGGCUCUCUCAUGCCAACUCGGCCGUGGUGCUGUCUGCCGUCAAGGUGCUCAUGAAGUUCCUGGAGCUCCUGCCCAAAGACUCGGACUACUACAACACCCUCCUGAAGAAGCUGUCCCCACCGCUGGUCACACUCCUCUCAGGGGAGCCCGAGGUGCAGUAUGUGGCCCUCAGGAACAUCAACCUCAUCGUGCAGAAGAGGCCUGAGAUCUUGAAGCAGGAAAUCAAGGUGUUCUUUGUCAAAUACAACGAUCCCAUCUAUGUCAAGCUGGAGAAGUUGGAUAUCAUGAUUCGACUGGCCUCCCAGGCCAACAUUGCCCAGGUCCUGGCUGAGCUGAAGGAGUACGCCACUGAGGUGGACGUGGACUUUGUCCGCAAGGCUGUGAGGGCCAUCGGGCGCUGUGCCAUCAAAGUGGAGCAAUCUGCUGAGCGAUGUGUGAGCACCCUUCUGGACCUCAUUCAGACCAAAGUCAACUACGUCGUCCAGGAGGCCAUUGUUGUCAUCAGGGACAUCUUCCGCAAGUAUCCCAACAAGUAUGAGAGCAUUAUUGCCACUCUCUGCGAGAACCUUGACUCCCUGGACGAGCCGGAUGCCCGCGCCGCCAUGAUCUGGAUUGUGGGCGAGUACGCCGAGAGGAUCGACAACGCAGAUGAGCUCCUAGAGAGCUUCCUGGAGGGUUUCCAUGACGAGAGCACACAGGUGCAGCUGACUCUCCUGACAGCCAUAGUGAAGCUGUUCCUGAAGAAGCCCUCAGAGACCCAGGAGCUGGUGCAGCAGGUGCUCAGUUUGGCCACUCAGGACUCCGACAACCCUGACCUGCGUGACCGUGGUUACAUCUACUGGCGUCUGCUCUCCACGGACCCUGUGACGGCCAAAGAGGUGGUCCUGUCCGAGAAGCCCCUCAUCUCCGAGGAGACAGACCUGAUCGAGCCCACCCUGCUGGACGAGCUUAUCUGCCACAUCGGCUCGCUGGCCUCAGUCUACCACAAGCCCCCCAACGCCUUCGUGGAGGGCAGCCACGGCAUCCACCGCAAACACCUGCCCAUCCAGCAUGGCAGCAUCGACACCGGGGAGAGCCCUGUGAGUGCAGGCCCCGCCGAACCCAACAACCAGCCCAUCAACCAGGUCAUCCCCUCGCAAGGCGACCUCCUGGGUGACCUGCUCAACCUGGACCUGGGGCCCCCUGUCAACGUGCCGCAGGUGUCCUCCAUGCAGAUGGGGGCGGUGGACCUGCUCGGCGGAGGACUGGACAGCCUGCUCGGGGGAGACCUGGGCGGCGGUGUUGGGGGAAGUCCUGCAGUGGGCCAGAACUUCAUCCCCUCGUCCGUGCCGAACACGUUCGCCCCGUCGCCCACCCCGGCGCCCAUAAGCAGCGGGCUGAAUGACCUGUUUGAGCUCUCGACCAGCAUGGCCACCACCGCGGGCGGACACGUGGCCCCCAAAGCUGUUUGGCUCCCGGCAGUGAAAGCCAAGGGACUGGAGAUUUCCGGCACAUUCUCUCGCCGGCAGGGGCACAUGUACAUGGACAUGUCGUUCACCAACAAAGCCCUGCAGCACAUGACCGACUUUGCCGUCCAGUUCAACAAAAACAGUUUUGGCGUCAUCCCCACCACGCCUCUGCCCAUUCACACCCCCCUGAUGCCCAGCCAGAGUAUCGACAUCUCUCUGCCCCUCAACACCAUCGGUCCCGUCAUGAAGAUGGACCCUCUCAACAACCUGCAGGUGGCUGUGAAGAACAGCAUUGAUGUCUUUUACUUCAGCGGCCUCAUCCCCCUCAACGUUUUCUUUGUGGAGGACGGCAAGAUGGAGAGGCAGGUGUUCCUUGCCACAUGGAAAGACAUCCCCAAUGAGAAUGAGCUGCAGUACCAAAUCAAAGAAUGCCACUUAAAUGCAGAUACUGUUACAGGGAAACUGCAGAACAAUAACAUCUUCACCAUUGCCAAGAGGAACGUGGAGGGCCAAGACAUGCUCUACCAGUCCCUCAAACUCACCAAUGGCAUCUGGAUCCUGGCUGAGCUCCGCAUCCAGCCUGGCAACCCCAACUACACACUCUCCUUGAAGUGCCGGGCUCCUGAGGUCUCCCAGUAUGUGUACCAGAUGUACGACUCCAUCCUGAAGAACUAAAGCUGUCCGCCUCUCCCCUCCACAUUCCUCAUAUGGUGGAUCAGACCGCAGCUGUCAGUUUCCCUUCUGCGUUGUAUUACAUGUUACGUUUCGGAAGCUAAGACAUUCACCGCCUCCAUCCAGGCCAUGCAUUCUAAUGUUGGUCGGUGAAACAUGGUUGGUAGAUAGGGAAUUUUCCCCCCCACACAUACUCCCACGCACAACAAAAAGAGUACUGCAUGCUUCCACAUCCCUUUCCCCUCAGCCAUUUAAAAAAAAAAAAAAACAUACUUUAUGUUGACGAUUGGUUCUGCUCCGGCACUGAAUCUACUUACCGUACUUGACCAUUCCAGUGAAAAAGAAGGAAGUGUGUCGUUGUGUUGUUUCAGGGUUGUUGUUUUUUUCUUUAUCUUUGACGCAAUGGGGCAGGGUGCAGAGCAUAGGUCAAAUGUUUCUUACCUGAGUCAGGAAACAGACAGAAAGGGGGGGACCCAGGAGAGAAAAGCAGCAGAAGUCUACGUAGGCCAAAUCACUCAAGUCCAUACUCCAGCUCUGGUUUUAUCGCCAUAAACCACAGCAGCAACCACUAUUUACGGUAGCUAUUCCAGUAUAUCUGCUUGAUCCAUUAGCCAGGGUGAGUUCUGUUUGCCUGAUGCCCUCUCACCCCUCCCCCUUUGCUAAUGGUGUGUUUGCUGCCAUUACCUGAUUUUGAUGGUGUCUUAAUGUGGUCCCCCGUGGGGUGGUAACUGUGGUGCAGUAUUGACAUGCCCGCCGCGUGCAGUAAGCUGUGCAUAGUGAAGCCUAUUACUCACACACUCCACUAAUGAAUUAUGUUAUGAUAUAUGCGUACUUGUAGUGCUUCGUCCCAUUUACAAUGCAAUAUUUUUCCAUAUGCAUAUGUAGAUUUAAAAAAGAAAAAAGCAGCUGCCUCGGAGGUUAUAAAAAGAGUGUGGCUGUCUCAAAAUAAUGCCAAGCCAAUGCCAAUAUGUGGUUUUGUGUGUUUUUUGUUUACUCCGAGUCUUAAAAUGGUGUUUUAUGCGAUUUUCUUGUCAAGCCUGCAGUCUUGUGCUCAUGACAGUUGCGAGGCCAGCCCCUUGCUCGCGGUCCCUGGCCUCAACGGCUCUCAGCAGCGUAAAGUCAGGCACUGUAGAUGGUAGAUUGGGAUCUCCGCAGCACUCCAAGCUCUCUGAGGUUACCAUUUAUCUCCAAACUUAAAAGACAGCUUAAUAUCUCAGUCCUGUUUUUUUUUACCUGUGAUGUGGAGGUAAUUUGGAAUUAUAAUUAUAUUAUAAUAUUAUAAAAAAAAUGUUAAAAAAAAAACUUCACAGAAGUACGUGUAGAAAUUAAACAACUACUUAGCAAAUCACUUACUAUAAAUGUGAUGGAAAAGGUGUGAAAGGUACCAAUAAUAAUAUUUGUGACUGUACUGUUCUUGUUGCCAUACAAGCUGACGUGCCUGUGAAGCUGCAUGGAAGCAGUCUCUCUUGCUCACAUUGGAACCCUUCCCUUCGUGCCCGUCUUUGCCCGCAAUUUAUGCGUACAGCUUGAUAGUGAGAGACAACUGUAAUCCUCGCACACACACUUCACGCUGUCUAGUUCUGGUUAGAAACUGUAGGUGUGACGCGCUUUUUAAAGUUGAAAUAAAUCUGAUCUAGCAGCCUAUCUGGUGGGAUAAUUACAUGCAACCGAUCAGCACGGCAGCCCCAGAGGUCCAAGCUUUCUGUUGGUGAUAAUGGUGUUAGUGUGACAGCUACUUAUCGGUCAAGCCGCACUCCCGAGUCUCAUCCUCUGAAAUAUCUCGAGAUGAGAUGAGACCUUUAUAGUAGUUUUUGAAACUGUACCAGGGCGAUAAAGCCUCUUGUCAUGACUGAUUUGAUGCUCUCGCCAGCAUUCCUUAUUGAUUACUGUCACUCUGUGUUGCCAAUGUUUUAUCAUGUUUUUUUUGUUUUUCAAUAAAACUGUCCUCUCUGUA
Messenger RNA from Clupea harengus (Atlantic herring), 4984 nucleotides. It is a transcript of the gene ap2b1, whose product is annotated as adaptor related protein complex 2 subunit beta 1. Lineage: Eukaryota; Metazoa; Chordata; Actinopteri; Clupeiformes; Clupeidae. Gene Ontology annotation, biological process: intracellular protein transport; vesicle-mediated transport. The record is from RefSeq and is a predicted model, not a curated record. Gene Ontology annotation, cellular component: membrane coat; clathrin adaptor complex. Gene Ontology annotation, molecular function: clathrin binding.